Molecule: messenger RNA, 1646 nt
Organism: Drosophila kikkawai
Lineage: Eukaryota; Metazoa; Arthropoda; Insecta; Diptera; Drosophilidae
Gene: Ras64B
Product: ras-like protein 2
Biological process (GO): Ras protein signal transduction
Cellular component (GO): plasma membrane
Molecular function (GO): GTP binding; GDP binding; GTPase activity
Source: RefSeq, a predicted model, not a curated record
GAGCACAGUCACACUGGCAGUCGCGGAAAAUAAAAGAAUUUAGCUGGCCAACUGGUCGAAAUUAACGCUGAAAUGCAGAUGCAAACGUACAAACUAGUGGUCGUCGGCGGCGGCGGCGUGGGCAAAUCGGCCAUAACGAUACAGUUCAUCCAGAGCUACUUCGUCACAGACUACGAUCCCACCAUCGAGGACUCUUACACGAAGCAAUGCGUUAUCGACGACGUGCCAGCCAAGUUGGACAUUUUGGACACAGCCGGGCAGGAGGAGUUCAGUGCCAUGCGGGAGCAGUACAUGCGCUCUGGCGAGGGCUUCCUGCUCGUCUUCUCGCUCAACGAUCAUUCCAGCUUCGAUGAGAUCCCCAAGUUCCAGCGCCAGAUACUGCGCGUUAAGGACCGCGACGAGUUCCCCAUGCUGAUGGUGGGCAACAAGUGCGAUCUGGAGCAUCAGCGGCAGGUGUCGCUGGAGGAGGCGCAAAACACCAGUCGCAGUCUCAUGAUGCCCUACAUCGAGUGCAGUGCCAAGCUGAGGGUGAAUGUCGAUCAGGCCUUCCACGAGCUGGUGAGGAUCGUGCGCAAAUUCCAGAUUGCCGAGCGUCCGUUCAUCGAGCAGGACUACAAGAAGAAGGGCAAGAGGAAGUGCUGCCUGAUGUAAGAAGAAUCUCCAAAAACCAUUUAACGAGUAUAACACCAAAUUUUCGAAACACGCGUCGACUGAGCUUUGAAUUCCGUUGAGAAGACGAUAAACCACAAACCAAGUAACCAGUAACCGAAACCAGUAGCCGUGCAACAGAAAACGAGCCCAAACGAAUUGCAUUUUUACCUGGAACCAAGAGCCAGGUGCCAGGAGCCAGGUGCAACGAAAGAAUCGAAUAAGCUUCGCCACUUUCAAAUAGCUAACGAAGAAACUCAAAAGCCCAAACACUAAGAUGGAAAGUAAAGGAAACACGCCCGCAUAUAUAGUUAGAUAUAUACAAAAGAUUCACACGCAUACACGGAUAACAUUGUACACACACACAUAAUGAUAUAUAUAUAUAUUUCUACAUAUAUUUUUGUAAUAUUAUUUAAGGAGGAAUGUUUUCUAUGAUUACUAUAUUACCAAUUGUGCGUGGCCGGCACCGCCGCUGGCCAUUUGUUUUUUAUAUAUGAUAACUGGCAAUAACUGAACCCCAGAGCGUUUGUUUCGAUUAAGCCAAAACGUAAUAAUGUGUUAUUGUAAUUUGUAUUGUUAUUUACUACUAAUAUAUACACGUAUAUACAUAUUAUAAACUAAAAACUGCUUACAAUCCGAUUUUGUUGUAACAAAAACAAAACGAAAAAAGAGAUAAAAAAAAAACAUUGAGUGCCUCGUUCUCACGCGCGUAGAAAGCUAAACCAGUUCCGUGUCCUACUCACCUUUUUUUGUAAGCUGCCAGGCGCACAAAACCCAGCUCAGCUCAGAUCCUUAAGGACAAUAUUCUUUGAUUCUAUGUUUGCCACAAUGUAUUUGUUGCUUGAGCCGCAAUCUCGUUUAACUCCCUUUUACACAAUGCUUAAUUUAACGAACUUAUUUAAUGGUAUCUAAAUAAAUAUAUAAUUAUAUUUAAAAUAUUAAACAUAUGCGCAAUUCUAAUAAAAACACACACGGAGAAUCAGAAACGCUUCCACAUA